CUCAUCCAUCCAUCCAUCCGUCCGUCCGUCCGUUCGUCCGUUCACAAGCCUACACGCGGCAGCCGACGCUGUCAGAUCCAUGCGAGCAUGAAGCACGCAUCGACGAGCAGCUAGACAGCCCACCAGCCAAUCAGGCAGCCAAAACGUCCCAGAUGUGGCCCGUCUUCUACCGAUAUGCCAAUAUCUCAACCCAACCCAACCCACCCAUCUGUCCCCGUUCUAUCAGGACUAAUUGUUGGCCGGCCCGGAGGCCCCCCUGCCCCCGUAUUGCGGAUACAGCUGCGGCCUCUGCUGGCUCGCCGCCAUCGACCUAUCUCUCUCGACAACACCGCUGGAGAAAGCACCCGCCACUUGCUGCGUCACCUGUAUGCCUAUCGCAGGCACGCCACCGGGUGCUCGAGGACGGCCAGACUGCAGCUGAGGGGGCAUUGUGUGGUGAGUCGGAUGAUUGAAUGGGCGGCCGUGCGUGAGGGUCAGACCCGCCUGCUGCUCGGGGAUGAGAGGAACAGCGGACGCCGCGUUCUGCUGCUCACGCAUGUUGUAGUCCUCUUGGAACCUGUUGAGCGUCGCGAUCGCAGGCGGCGGACGGGCAGCACGGGCAGCUCCACCCCCCUCCGCACCACCACCAACAGCAGCAAAUGACGCUCCUUCCCCGGUCCUCAGCUCGCGCGGCACCGCGGGCGGCUGCACCAUGUGCGGGCCGCCAUGCACCCCCAACCGUGACUGGUGGCCGGCGCCCGAAUGCGUCGUGGGACCUGGCGUGAAUUGGGCUCGGCUGACCAGCGGGAUGGACGGCGCCGUCUGCUGCUCGCCGGGAGCCUCCUGCCGCUCCUUCACCUGGGCGGGGCGGUGAGCUGUGGUCCCCUUGGCGGCGUCUCCAGUGUUGAUGCCGUUGAUGCCGCGCCGAUUGAUGCGACUGAGGGGUGGAGGGGGCGACGGACGAUGGGCUUGCUUGCUCCGACCACCGCCCACACCGGUGUCCAUCGCGCUCGCCCCAGGGGGGCGCUCCGCCCUUCUGGUGCCCAGAUUGGUGUUGAUUCGGGCGCUCUGCGGCACUGGCGGGGGCAUUUUGCGCCGCCCUCCAGGGACGGCGGGGAUGCUUCUGUCACGCGAAUAGCCGCUUGAUGGGAUGAGGGGCGCGCCGGUGCGUCCCUGUGAUGCCGCCCGCUUGGUGCUGCCGGUCGAUGUGGUGGACUGGGGGGCCUUGUCGGCCGUGAGGCUGCCGCUGGACGACUGGUUGGAUGAUGGCGUCAUGCGCAGGGAGGUGCGGGUGGGGCCCUUGGAUGGGGUGCGGGUGCCCUCUGCUGCCGGUGUGCGAGUGCCGACACGGCGCUUGGGCGAGUGCUGGCCACUACGAGCGUCAUGGCGACGAGGCAACUACAUGAAGACAAAGAAAGAAUGGCUCGCAUGGAUGAGUGCGCUUCCCAGUGGUGUUGUGUGUGUGUACCUCUGACGGUCUGACAUUGCGUGGUCUGUUGGGGUUGGUGGUGGUGGUGGUGGGUCUGGGCACAUGUUCGACGCCAGAGCUAUACCCGCCCUUGGCCCCACCCCCACCCCCAGAGGCGUCCUGCUUGUGCCCCCAAUUCUGAGGAUUACGACGGAAGUUCCUUGUGCCAGGUCGCGGCUAAGCGGACACAAACCCGACAUGAGAACACACACACAUGAUAGUCAUCGAGCGGCGCUCACCUCUGCAGGCACAUCAGGACGCCCCCUCUCACGCUCGUCGUCCGUCACGUAGCCAUUGGUGGUAGUGUGGGACUGCUUGUGAUCCUUGGUCGGUGAGGCCUCCUGUUUGUGGGGGUAGAGGGGGAUGUUGGCCGGGCUGCGCUGCUGCGACGUGGCUGGGGCGGUUGCAUCAUCGGCUGGCUCCUCGGGACCGCCCAAACCGACCGGGAUGUUGUUGUGCGACGCUACUGCACACACCACACAUACAUGCAGGCCAACGAGGGGAUGGAAUCCCUUAGUGUGUUGUGUUUCCGUACCGUGUUCGCGUCUCAUGUGUCUGCCGAUGAGGGAAGGUGACUCCUCCUUCGCCUUCAUCUCCUCACGCACGCGGCGCAGCUCCUCGCUAAUCAGAUCAACGUGCAUUGGACAGCACAGGGGAAGAGUUCUUGACCGACCUGUUCUAUGUUGCCAUUCGUCUGUCUGUUGCUCACCCGGACUGUUGGUAUUUUUCAACAAGUUUGCGCAGCAGUGUGUCCUUGCGAUUUACCGCCUCUCUGCACAGAUCUACCUUCACCUGCAGUCGCUGAAAAACGACCGGCCGCAGACAAACACGUAUGCACAUUGGUUUCAGUGCUGAUUCGGUCGUGCGCGUCAUGUCACCUGUUCUAUCCUUUUCAGGCUUCGGUUGACCUCGGCGGCCUUCAUUUUGAAGGUGUCCAUCGCAUUCUGGGUGUGGAUCGCCGCAGAUAGCUUGGAGCGCAACGACUGCAGACACACAUAUAGCACGCACAUAGGGAGAGAGAUACUCAUUGACACACAUGAACCCCCUUAAGAGUGGUGUGUGCAAUGCUUCUUCUCACCUUGAUUUGAUCUUUCGCCUCAUCUAAGUUCCUGGGCCCCGUCUCUACGUCACCGCCAACACCGGCACCUGCCGCCCCACUAGAAGCCUCCUCUCUGGCCCCGCCCCCGUCCCCCUGGCCGCCCUCCCCCUCUCCCUCUCCCUCUUUGUCUCCCCCAUCUGCAGCACCGUCCCCCUCUUCGGUGGGGGGGUGGUCUCUCGGGUAUUUGCGGUCCAGGUCUGCAUUGUGCUGCUGCUCUGCUACUCGGAGGAGGGGAUAGUAGAUGGACCGGGGGCUGGUGUCUUCGAGCUCGGGGCGAUCGAUGUAGUCAAAUCCAUAGGGGCGAGGGGUGCUGAAUGAAAAGAAAUCAUGGCAGAGAGUUGGUUAUGUUCAUGUUUGCGGUGUUGGUUGUGUUGUGUUGUGUUUGGUCCGUGGUGCUUGUUACCGGCCCUCGCCAGUGUAGACGGAUGGCCCCUGUGCGUAUUCUGACGUCUGGGCGUGGUGGUGGUGCAUGCCUGGGUGCGGGCCGAGGAUGCCGUCAUACUCAAUGGCGUAGCCAUGCGGCACGUGGGGAUGGUCCACCACAUAUAGAUCAUUCUCCUCACCAUCACCUGCACAUCCAACACAUCCACACACACAAAUUGAACACGAAACCAAGUGAAUGAAUGGACCUGUUCUGACCACACAAAUUGAACACGAAACCAAGUGAAUGAAUGGACCUGUUCUGGUUCUUUCACCUUCUCCUUCCUGCUCCUCUUCUGCGCCUUCCUCCCCGGUAUCCUCCUCCACCACAGCAUACCCUCCCUGCCGCACCUCGUCCAAAUACGAGUCGUCCAGCGAACCAAGACGCAAAGCGGACCCGAGCAGCCCAAACGAUGGAUGGCCGCCGCCGAAACCGACAAACGCACGGCCUUGCUGGAACAUCUGAGGCACGGGAGGCAGGCUGGACCCGCCCUCGAAGGAAAAGGAAACCGAACCUGCUGCUGGCGGGCACACAGCGCUCACGUUCCUCGUGAGAGGAGGAAUCUGCGCAGGGGCGCGAUCGGAUGCAUCUCGCCCAUCAGGAAAGCUC
Vitrella brassicaformis is the source of this 3576-nucleotide messenger RNA. Lineage: Eukaryota; Vitrellaceae. The record is from the annotation of a GenBank genome assembly.